Molecule: messenger RNA, 4759 nt
Organism: Chlamydomonas reinhardtii
Lineage: Eukaryota; Viridiplantae; Chlorophyta; Chlorophyceae; Chlamydomonadales; Chlamydomonadaceae
Exons: 7
Coding region: 427-3723 (1098 amino acids)
Source: RefSeq, a predicted model, not a curated record
CUUCUACGUCUAUAUGAGCUGUCCACGUUCGAGACAGCGGGGGACUGCGGGGGAGCUGGCGACCGAGCUGACUUGCUGGCACCCUGUGACCAUCCCUGUCCUUGCUUUCAAGCCCAGCGCCGAGCGGCGGCCCCCGAGCCCAGCCGUUAUGCAGCGCACAUUGCAGCGCUGAUGCCCAGCAGCGUUGAUUGCGAGUGAUGAAAGGUUUUGGGCCUUGCAGUCCGACGGCUCGGCCCCAUCAAAUUCCAUCGACGGGGGUCUAACUGGACAGUGCUGCCAAAGCCAACCAUACCGACAGCUAUGAAUUCGUGAAGCUCUUAUACAGUCAAGACAACUGUGUAAUCAUCCUUCGCGCAAACCUUCGUUUAAUGGCUUACGUGGGCCCCCUGAUGUGUUUAUGAUGUACUAUGCGACACUUGUAAGGAAAUGGACAUCCUGGGCGACCAGUCGAGUCUUGGGCGUCUGCGAGGGCCGACUACCCGCCAGAAGUCGUCCUCCUUCGCCGCGCCAGAGCGCCUCUGCGCAAGCACUAGCUGUACCCCAAGAUUCGUGGAUGGUAUUGGUGGCGAAUUUGCAGUUCGGGCUUCGAACUUCAGCGACUUCGGGCCCCCGCCCGCUUCUGCACCCCAGCCUCCCAAGCCACCGUCGACACCACUAUCACCAUCUCCUAGCAACAAACUGCAGGAGGUCAGGCGCAUCCUGCAACAGGAGCCGUUGGCGGCACAGCGGCGCCAGUCGUGCCCAGCGCAUCCGGACACGCACCUGCUCUCGUCCGCUUCGGCACGUGUCAGCACCGACUUUGCACCCGAAGUGACCGCCCCCGGACACCCCGUGUAUGUCGUACGGCGCGCCUACCGAAGCAGCUUGGAUGGGAGCCAGCCGAGCUCCGCAAACUCCACGGCGCCGGGCGAUGAGGCGCCGCCGGGGGCGUGGGCACACACGAACGGCGCUCAAUCGCACUCAGGAUGGGCCGCCACCAGCUCCGUAGGCCGGGCGCCCUCCGCUGGCCCCAGCCCCUUGCCCUCCCGGCGGGCGCUGCACCCCCGCUCCGGCUCCUGCACGCCCACGGUCGGCGCCUCGGCGCCCGGCUCGCCACUCCUGCCGCCUCCGCCGCCAAACGCGGCUGGCGGGCUGGGGCAGGUGCCGCUCGCCAAGGUGCCCGGCACGGCCUCCCUGCCCAAGCCGCCGCCGCAGGAGGGCGUGCACCUCCACUCCUGCUCCCCAGGCGGCGAGUCGGAGGCCUCGUCACCCCAGCAUGGGGGCGUCGGGGCGGGUGGCGGCGCCGGCGGCAGCAUGGGCGGUGCCGCCAUGAUGGCGACACGGCCGCCGCGGCCCAGUCGCUUCAAGUCCAGCAACGGGCUGUUGGUGUCCUCCAUCGCGCCCCCGCCGGCGCUGGCCUCCUCCCCGCUGCACUCCGCAGCCUCAGGCCCUCUCUUGGGGGGGCACGGCCAGGGCCAAGGUGGCCACGGCCGCGGCAGUGCCACGUGCGGCGGCGGCUUCACCACCGUCUCCCAGUCCACCUCUGCUGCGGUCAGCCCGCCGCACACGCCGCGCGGCCGCGGAAGCGGCAACGGUGACUGGCCGCCCCCUGUUACUGCCGGCAGCGGCGCUCAGGGCUCAACUGCCCCGUCCUGCCAUAGCCACAUGGGCUCGCCAUUCGGGGACGCGCGGCAUGAUGGCGACCCCGAGUCGCUUCCCUCGCCCUUUUCCGAGUUGCCCACCUCCUCCCAGAUCUUUUCCUCGCUCCUGCGGGCCGGGAGCGCCGGCGCCAGCGGCCGGGGUCCGACUCGCCUGUUCGCACACGACCCAGAUGGCCUGCCGAUCUCCAACACGGCGCCGCGGGGACCCAUGGCGAUCUCCGACACCGGCGCCGCCACUGGCGGUCUCAUGGGCCAAGCAUCCGGCGCCCUGCGAUCGUCCAAGUCCGGAGCGGGACCUGUGGCGGUGGCAGCGGCGGCAGCGGCGGCGGCGCGGCCGCAGCCGCCGGGUCUGGGCCUGGUGUCGGGGCACUUGCUGUGUCGCGUGUUGCUGUUCCUGUACUACAGCGCUGUGCUUGUGGCGGAGGUUGAUGCCUGGCGCAACCACUCCAUCCGGCAGAGCGCAUCGGCCCGGCUCCGCCGCCUAGAGGAGGAAGAGGAGGAGGAGGGAUUCUGGCACUAUGGCGCGCGCAGCGGACCGCAGCGCGGGGCCGGAUCCAGCGGCCUACUGAGCUCAAUCCAGGGCUGGAUCCGAACCGCGCUGGCGGUCCUGGAUCCAGGCGGAACCGGGCCGCUGGCCGCAGCCUUCCCGCUGGCGCACGCGGCGCUGGCGGUGCCGUGCCUGCUGGCGCUGCUGGGCGGGGUGUGGUGGGAGCCGGCGGCGCUGGUGCUGGGUGGCCGGCUGCUGUGGGACCUGGCGUGCCGACACGGCUGGGGGCUGCUGAUGUUCUACAAGGGCGAGUCGGCGCAGCUGAUGCGCAUGAAGGAGCUGGCGGUGGUGGGAGCCACGCUGGUGGCGGCAGCGCGCUCCAUUCCUGCCGCCGGGGGCAGCAGCAUCGUUAACACUAGUAAUGGCACCAACACUCGGAGUGGCAGCAGCAGCAGCGGCGGCACGAGCCGGAACGGCUCGACGGCGUCGCUGUCGGCGGCCGCGGCAGCAGCUGCCGCCAGCUCGCGCGCGGCGGCUUCAGCGGCGGCAGCUGGUGAUAGCUGUAAUGCCAGCGAUUAUGACAGUGGUUGUGGCAGCGGCACGGACGGCGGCAACAUGACGCCGCGGCUGUCCUCGCCGCUGGCUCGCGGAGCUGGCCAUUCCUCCUCCUCGAGCGCCGCAUGGCCGCAGCAUCGGCGUCCCAGCGCUGGAGAAGCGCACGCUCGGGACUUGCGCCGCGGCGGCUGGCGGCAAGACAGCCCAACUCCCGGCGCCGGCGGCUUCUGUGGCGCAGCUGCAGCACAUGCGCACUCGCCGCCGCCGGCGCUUGCCAGCAGCGGCCACAAGCUGCCGCCGCCGCCUCCCUCGCUGCCCAGAUCUCCCUCCGUCCGGGCGCCGCUGCCGCAGCUGGGCUCGGAGGCGCCACUGCCCGAGCCCCAGCCGCUGUCCGAUGCUGGAGGCGAACACGCCUCGGACUACCUGGACGCAGAGGCGGAAGAGGAGGGCGAGCCGCCGCGUGGGCGCCGCGGCCCCAGCAGCCGCCAUCACUACCAGCAUCCGAGCCGCGGCGUGCGCGGUGCGGGGCCCGCCCGCGGGCGGCUGGGCGGCCUGGCGGGCGCGCUGAUGUCGGGCCGGUGGGCGCUGCUGCAGGCCGGGCUGGGCCUCAUGGCUCCGUUGUUCCUGUACUACGGCUGCGUGCAGGUGGAGCACGUGCGCGACAUGCAGGACGCGGGCGGUGUGGGCGGCGCGCUGCGCGAGCUGGUGGGCGACACGUACCGCUGGGUGCCGCCCGGGGACGGCAGCCUCAACACCUUCUGGCUGCCAAGCCAGUUCGCAAUGGCGCUGCCCUACUUCACAGGCAUGGGGCCGCAGUGGCUGGCUGUGGCGCUGGCGGGCGCAGUGGGCAUGGAGGGGCUGCUGUGCUGGCGCUUCUGGGCGCGCGGCGGCAUGCUGUGGACGUACGCCUUCUAUGUGGGUCGCCACUUCCUUGCCAACGCGGUCAUCGCCGGAGGUGUGCUGCUCAGCCUGCCGGCCGCACAGGUGCAGGCGCCGGCCCGCUCCGCCGCCCUGUGGCGCCGCAAGCACAAGACCACGUAGGGGAGUGGCAGCCGGGUGCGCGGCGUGCAACAUACCGAGGGCAGCAUCCGGCAGGGCGAGCGUCAGUCUGGAGGGGUGAGCCGGAUAUCGUAUCAGUAAAACGCAAUGAGCGCGUCUGAGAUUAUCGUACGGCAAUUCAUGUGAGGGCAAGAACAUUGUUUGCACACCAUGUGCAAAAACAUGCAGCCCACACAUAUUCGAUCCCAUGCCACGGUUGAGCACAUCCAUAAUGAUCAGGGGUGAUGAGGAUGCAUUUCCAAUAUGCAAAGCUGGCCAGUGCUUACGCACCGGCUGUCCACAACUUAGCAUGCGCUUUGUUGUGCAAUGUUUAUUUUGAGGCAUGCUGUUUGCUGCUAGGCCUGUUAAUGCCCGGCAUGACGCGGCAGGUAAUCCUCCGUGAAUGGGCCCAAUGCAUCCAGGGCUUGAUAAACAAGGGCAUGCUGGAAGCCCUCGAACUUUAGAGGCAUCCAUAGCGCAGGAUUUGGGGUCUGAUGGAGGCGAUUGCAGCUCUGCAAUGACGAGCUGUGUUGCACGCAUGAAUUGAUUUGUGAGCAUGGUAAUGUCGGGCAGGUCUAGGUAGCUAGCAGGGCUCGGGCAAACCAUUCAUCUGUGUUUAUGUGUCGUGUCCACUGGAUGUGAAAGCAAGUUGUAAUACGCUGUACUGAUAGCCUCGUGUGUGGCGCCGCCAGGCGCCAUGCCUAGCCAUACGGUAGUAGGGAGCGCACGCACUUGAGAGUUUGGGUGAGUGCUCGUGGCCUACUUCAUGGUUCGUCUGCCGCUGCACAACGUUGUGUCAAUGAACUGUAUGAAUGGCUGCCGAAUGGGCGAAUGAACGUCUAUAGGGGUGGCUCGAGAUUAGGUGUACAGAGUUUACAGGAAGUACGAACUGCACGGUUUGCAUGGAGGCAGGGAGUGUAUUGAGCUUUCAAAGUUUACAAGGCCCCAGACUGCCGAAAUGGCAUCAUGUGACAUGUGUUAAGGUCUCUGAAUGGUUUCCGGGCGUAAACUCGAGCGAGAGCCGAAGCCGAAAUGCUAA